CGUCGCCAGGAGAAGGGCCGAGAGUCAAUGGCAGCCGGCGGUAGUCAAGAGGCACCAUUAUUGGCAUGGAUCUGAACAUGAAAGCGUGGACCUGUCCGUGAGUACCAGUCCGUACUCUGUCGUAGCAGCGAUGAUUCCAAGACCUGAAAGACUCGAGGCGGGCUGAAGCCGUGUGUUCUCUUCCAUUGAUUGAUUCCACCAGUCGGCAAGUCACCUUGGAGUGCAAGUGAUCCAUGAGCUGCCGUGGUCUGUGACGAGGACCUUUUACUUGUCGGAUGCAGUGACCUGGCGACGUUCAUGCAACACGCUGACAGGUGGAUUCCCGUCUCCAAUGUUUCCGGGAAUCGAAUCGACCCUCGGCUUGUCGUGACGUUGUCAUUCUGGGCAUGAUCUCAUCUCCAUUCCUGGCGUUCGAAGUAGUGGAGGAAGACUUGAACUUGGGAUAUUUGACGGGUUUCGUCUCCCGACUGAGCGGCAGUGCUUUAAGUCAGCCUACAGUAGGCGUUGAAAGCAGGAUGUCGGCCACUGCAGUGUGGCACUAGUAGUAAUAUAGGCUCUCGCUUGUUAAACAGCUUUUAGGUACCUAGGUACCACACAAAACCGACCAGUACCUAACGUUACCAGUAGGCGAGCAAACAACCUUGGAAUUCGUUCGCGCCGACAACCCGGUACAUGUACGCUAUCUAACUUACUAGUAACAUGCGAGUCAACUGCUACUGCACUGCCAAUCAUGCAGUCAGCCAACUGCAGCUACAUCUCCCUCGUUUCUUCUUCUUCGGGCCGAUAACGUGCGGCCGGGCCAUAUCCCGCCUAGCGCUCCAGAUUGCCGGGAGGCACCUAUGCCUGAGUGUACAGACCUAUUACUAGUAUCUGACUACGAUACAUGGACGGCAGGAUACCGUCGGCGUGCCGUAUGCUGUACCUACCUACCUACCUACCUAGGUAUCUGAGGUUAGGAUACCUUAGCUAGGAACCAGGUAGUCACCCCUGCCAAGACUCAGCCUUACGGUUUCUUGGACAAUACACUGCAGUAAAGUACCUACCUAGGUACCUGGUACCUUCCAGUCUAUCUCAGUGACGCGGGUGAUGUGAUGCCCAGAACUCGAGUCUCCAGUGAAGGAACACCCCGUGCAAGAGCGAAAGGGAUUGGCCCUCUUUGAAUAAUAUACAUACGUUGUGGCUAUGGAAGACCUGUCUUCUUGUACGCAAGACACCUUUGUCACCAAUGGUUCGUUCUAGAUCAAGUUCACGUCCACGCUUCAAGAUUGCCUUUGCAGAUUCCACCCGCCGCAAUCCACGGUUUCAAGUUGUCUCCAAACCACCACGGCACACAUCCCCUCUGCGCAUUGUGGGACCUGGUAUUCAAGCUCACUUCUUCCUGAUGGCGGCGAGGUGUGCAUCUGCAACCGUGCUGCCGGCUCUCAUCUCGGCCAGGAAUUUGUCGGGAUCGACCACGCAGACACACAUGCCGAACAGGUCUUUGAGCCAGUCGACCUCAUUUUGCAGAAUGAUUCCCUGUGUUUUAGCAGUCGAUAGCUCCACAUUGCUUAUGGUCUGCUCGCUCUUGAGUGCAUCAAUCUCGGCUUGCAGUUUCUCCUUCUGCGCUCGAGACACCGCCAGUUCGGACGACUGCUGAUGCACCUUUUGGAUAUGGGAGGAUAGUUCUUCAGUCUGGGCCAGGAGUUUGCCGUGCACCUCUCUGACCUUCGAUUGUCCCUCGGCAUUGCAGCGGAUCUCUGCUUUCUUCUCCUCCAGCUCCUUGUGUAGCGAGAGAACCUGGCUGCGGAGCACCUCCGAUUCAUCAUCCUGCGCCCGAGUCUGGUCGAUUGCUUGAGCAAGACUUUCCCUACAACAGUUGAACUGUUCGAGGAGACCGUACAGCACAUUUGGCCCUUCUGUGCCUAGAAGUUUGCGGCGUUUUCUGGGUAGAAGAGAAUUCUCAUCCAUCGACGGCCUCGGUGUCGGUACUUGAUCCGAGCCCUCGUCGCGUGGCGCCAUUGGCGUUUCAGCAUCUUUGGUAUUACGCGAGCCAUUCUUGUUCUUGGCCUGUCGAGCGUCGCGUAUCAAAUCCUCUUCCUUGUUGAUGGCUCGUUCACUGCGUUCGUCGUGUGCGAGCAACUGAUUUUCCAUCUCUGUAUGAUACCAGUUCUCAGAGGUGCUGUGCAGAGGUUAACUAUUAUUCUCACCGAUUCAAAACAUGACCCAUACCCGAGACCGUAAGUCGAUCCAAGCAUCACCCACUUGGUGUUGCUCCUGAUUGAAUACGCAAUUGAUUUUGCAUCCAGAGCAACUUUGGUGCGGAGGAUCAUUUGAUAUGCCCUUCUUGGUCUGGCC
Exophiala dermatitidis NIH/UT8656 is the source of this 2334-nucleotide messenger RNA. RefSeq lists its product as uncharacterized. The record is from RefSeq and is a predicted model, not a curated record. Lineage: Eukaryota; Fungi; Ascomycota; Eurotiomycetes; Chaetothyriales; Herpotrichiellaceae. The transcript has a single exon. The coding region runs from base 1226 to 1636 and encodes 136 amino acids.